Danaus chrysippus (African queen) is the source of this 633-nucleotide messenger RNA. The record is from the annotation of a GenBank genome assembly. Lineage: Eukaryota; Metazoa; Arthropoda; Insecta; Lepidoptera; Nymphalidae.
AUGCAAGAUACGCGACCAGAGUUAUACGAGGAGGUGAAGCUGUACAGAAAUGCCAGGGAGAGAGAAAAGCAUGACAACAUGGCGGAGCUCUAUGCUGUGGUCAGCACCCUUCAGCAUCUUGAGAAGGCCUAUAUGCGGGACUGUGUUCGUGCUCAGGAAUACACCGCUGCCUGCAGUCGGCUACUUGUACAAUACAGAGUAGCCUUUAAACAAGUUACAGGAGACGAGUUCCCAAAUAUAGAGGCAUUUGUUACAAAAUUCAGGUUAGACUGCCCGGCAGCGUUGGAGAGGAUAAGAGAGAACAAACCGAAUCUGAUUAAAGAUGACAAAGGGAACACUAAUAAAUAUAUCGCUGAAAUUGUGUCCCUGUUCAUUACAUUGAUGGAUAAGCUCCGUCUAGAAUUCCGUGCCAUGGACAUGAUCCAGCCAGAAUUACGUGACCUUCGAGACACCAUGGAACGACUCACAAUGCUGCCUGAUGAUUUCGAAGGGAAACUCAAGGUCCAAGAAUGGCUUGACAAGUUGUCAGAGAUGUCUGCUUCAGAUGAACUAUCAGAAUCCCAGGUGCGGCAGCUGCUGUUUGAUCUGGAGACCUCAUAUGGAGCAUUCAACAAACUACUACACAAGGAUUGA